AUGCAAGAAAAAUUCUUCGGCACCUACGGCGACCCGGUGAUGGUCUUUUUCAGUCAUCCAGAAAACGCUUGCUCAGCGGCCUUCCGAGUGGAGUAUGAGAAACUUCACGGGACCCUGAAGCAGCAGAGCUACACUAUGGAGCUUCACGACGGUCUUUUCCUGUUUCUUCAUUCCCCUUUAGCACGCAGUGUACCUGAACAGAAUGCCACGGCAUGCAUGCAGAUGCUUUAUGCCUGGCUUCAAACCCCCUUCGGUUCCAGCUUCGCCUCCUUUUUCUCUUGGAGCAGCGGAUUUAGACUGAGAGGCUGGGCGUUGGUGUUGGUGCCCAAGUACUUUUCCAGUACACAAGAAAGCAGUAACUUCAUGCACCAGCUCAGGGCUGACUUGGCUAAGUUUCCGCUGCUGAAAGGAGCGGCGUACAACCGGAACUUUGUUUACUUCGAAAGCGACGAUGCCAUUGUACCUCAAACCAUCAGCAGCUUAGCCAGUGCAGGAUGCGCCGUGAUUAUUGUUUCCCUGUUCCUGCUGCCUUCUCUACGAGGAGCUCUAAUUGUAGUGGCGAUAUUGCUGGUCAUCGACGUUGUUAUCUUGGGUUUUAUGGCUCUUUGGGGCUUGCCACUCAACUUGCUCACAAUGGUGAACCUCACCAUAUCCAUCGGAUUUUCUGUGGACUACGCAACGCACACGACCCACGCAUUUUGCCACUGCAUGGGCCAGAGGAGAGGCCUACGGGCAUUUGAAGCAGUUUUGCUUGUAGGAGGUCCUCUGUUGCAUGGUGCUCUGUCUACGCAGCUAGCGGUUAUCCCUUUGGCAUUUGUUGACAGCCCAGUGCUUUCUGUGUUUUUCAAAAUGACAACAUUGGUGAUAAUUGUGGGGGUUACCCACGGGUUAAUGCUUCUGCCCGUGGUGCUUUCCCUCAUUGGCCCCAUGCAGCAAUCACAGCAGAAAAUGGUGCAGCAGCUUCUGGCACUGCAGCAGCAGUAUGAUAGGAUAGAGGAACAGAUCGUUGCAUGCGGAGGGAGUAGAGAAAACCCCAAACUCAGGAAACAGAGGAAAGCCCUACGCCGCCUCAUCGAGCAGCAGGAGCAGCCGCCCGAGACCGUUAAGGAUGCCUGUGUUGAUUUUGCAGUGGCUCUGUGCCCUAAUCACCCCAAAAACGUAUUCUUAAGACACCCAAGAGUCAGCAAAUGGGUGCAAGGAGCAAACUAA
Eimeria maxima is the source of this 1209-nucleotide messenger RNA. RefSeq lists its product as hypothetical. Lineage: Eukaryota; Apicomplexa; Conoidasida; Eucoccidiorida; Eimeriidae. The record is from RefSeq and is a predicted model, not a curated record. Gene Ontology annotation, cellular component: membrane. The transcript is spliced from 6 exons. Bases 1 to 1209 code for a protein of 402 amino acids.